Molecule: messenger RNA, 1904 nt
Organism: Pogona vitticeps (central bearded dragon)
Lineage: Eukaryota; Metazoa; Chordata; Lepidosauria; Squamata; Agamidae
Gene: TMEM248
Product: transmembrane protein 248
Source: RefSeq, a predicted model, not a curated record
UGUGGGCGGAGCAGAGGCAGGGCCCUCCCCCCGGCCGGGCCCCGGAAGAAGAGGAGGAGGAGGAAGCGGGAGGGAUGCGGCAGCCACGGCGCUGAGCCCGCCGCCGGUUUUACAAGGGGAAGGGCCGGGCCAUACCUGGCCAUGUUCAGAGGAUUCCUGUUGCACACGGAAGCUGUCCGGGGAGUUUUGGCACCCACAAGCAGGGACCCCUGCCUCUGCUCCACCUGCAUGUGCCAAGAGGCGCCAGCCACUUCUUCCUGCCCUGAGGAGAGUGCCGUGGAAAGGUGGGCUCACUCAGAAUAAUGUUCAACAUCCACCCUCUGGAGAACCUCAAGGUGUACAUCAGCAGCCGCCCACCCCUGGUGGUGUUCAUGAUCAGCGUCAGUGCGAUGGCCAUUGCCUUCCUGACCUUGGGCUACUUCUUCAAAAUCAAAGAGAUUAAGUCACCUGAAAUGGCAGAGGACUGGAACACUUUCCUCCUGCGGUUCAACGAUUUGGACUUCUGCAUUUCGGAGAACGAGACCUUGAAGCACCUCAUCAACGACACGACAACGCCGGAGAGCGCCCUGACCAGCAGCCAAGCUCGCCCGUCCACCCCCUCCCCGCAGGCGCUCGAGGACUCCGGCCCGGUCAACACCUCAGUGGCCAUCACGCUGACGCUGGACCCGCUCAGGCCUUUUGGCGGCUUCUCCCGGAACGUCACCCACCUGUGCUCCACCAUUUUGGGACACCAGAUUGGCCUCUCCGGCAGAGAAGCCCACGAGGAGAUCAACAUCACCUUCACCUUGCCAGUGGCGUGGAAUUCGGACGACUGUGUCCUGCACGGCCACUGCGACCAAGUGGUUUUCACCACCUGCAUGACGGUGACGGCGGCUGCCACGGUGUUCCCUGUCACGGUGCAGCCGCCCCACUGCGUUCCAGAGACGUAUCUCAACGCCACCUUCUGGUACAAGAUCUUCACGACGGCCAGGGACUCCAACACCAAGUACUCCCAAGAUUACAACCCCUUCUGGUGUUACAAAGGAGCCAUCGGCAAAGUCUACCAUGCGCUGAAUCCGAAGCUGACUGUGAUCGUCCCCGACGAUGAUCGCUCCCUCAUCAACCUCCAUCUCAUGCAUACCAGCUACUUCCUCUUUGUGAUGGUCAUCACCAUGUUCUGCUAUGCCGUCAUCAAAGGCAGACCCAUCAAGUCGCGGCAAAGCACGUCCGAGUUCUGCCCCGAAAAAGUUGCUUUCUCAGAAGCGUGACCCUCUGCCACCCCCCCAGUGCGGCUGCCGUCACUGCCUGCUGAACCCAGGACUGGGGCCUGAUUCGUUACAAAUUACCUUGUGACGUUGGGUUAUGCCAACCAAAGACCUUUUCAAGUGCCUGUAACGGUUAUUUAUACAAACGAACCUGCGUGCGGGGCAGGGGAGGCCCAACGCCGCCCGGACAGCUGGGGGAGCCUUUCCCCUGCUUUGUGCCCCCGGACGGUGACGAGGCACUCGGUAGCAGAGGGCUUUGGGGCACCAGGGCAGGGGGGGGUGUUGCACCAGGACCGUUUGGAUGCCCUCUCAAGCCUCUCCGAAAGAGCACCUCCUCUCUCCCGGCAGCCUCGCUGCGUGUUCAAGGCAGCCCAUGCCUCUGCCGCGAUCCGGCCGCUCCCCUGUGCCACCGAGUCGUUCUCUCCACGGCCGUUUCUUCCUCCGUGCUCGCCCUGCCCGGGUUCUAGUUUAAAAAGAACCGCUCGGGGAUGUUCAUGUUUUAACUCCAGCCGUAGCUAGGAAAGGCCACGAGCUGUACUUUUAGACUUCGAACGGGACGACGGGCCUUUGCUUCCCUUCAUGCGCACCCUUUCCUUUCAAUGUGCCCUAAGAUUUUAAGUCCAGGUAGGCUGAAUCCCUACCAGCUCUGGGGAUCUGGGG